Molecule: messenger RNA, 2840 nt
Organism: Amphibalanus amphitrite
Lineage: Eukaryota; Metazoa; Arthropoda; Thecostraca; Balanomorpha; Balanidae
Exons: 3
Coding region: 112-1344 (410 amino acids)
Source: RefSeq, a predicted model, not a curated record
CAGCCAGUCGUGGGACGGACGCGCCGUCGGCAGGAACACCGCUAUAACCAGUUUUGAAGAGAGAGUCAUCUACCGCCAUCGUAGUAGACCAGCGUCGCCAUCGUUGCGAGGAUGACUGGUGGCAAGCAACCAAGACCAAGCGACGCCGGGAAGGUGACGCAUGAGAACGCGUCACCUGUGGGAUCGGACGCCCCAAACAAACCAGCCCCGCAGCCGCCGGACAAAACAUCUGUCCUGCAGUCUGGCCUGCAGGAAACACCCGAGUCCAGGGGACUAGAAAAUCCACCUCACGUUCACGCAUGGGACUCCGGUGAGACAAAACAACAGACAGUGCCCUCGGCACAGAAAACAGGAGCCGCGAAAGGAUGCAAGAACAAAACGAAAAAGAAGCGAAAGCGAGCCACAUCUCAGAAAGAGACAUCCCUCUCCCAGUCGGAGAGUAUCUCCUCAACUUCUGGUCCCGCCGACCUUCCUCCAGGUGAAGCAAACCAUGGCGCUGUAUCCUCAGAGGGUCGUUCGGCGGGACAAACGAAAGGUGGAGAUGUGAGCAAUGCUCGUUCGCAGAAGAUGCUUCAGGAGACACCGACAGAGGUGCAGAAUUAUCAGGAGGGUUCUAAAUUCUCAACAGAUGAUGGGUCUAAAAUGGAUGUGGAAAUCGAAGACGAACCAUUGGUGGUACUGCAGGACAUGGGGGACUGGGCGACACUUCUAGAGGAAGAGCCACCUGAGAUCCCUAAAAAUCGAGCGACAACAACGAUGCCUGUGGAAACGAGCCGUGGACUUCUCACCAAGUCAAAUCUUGGAAAACGGAGCGCCUGCAAACGAUCUGCGAUCGAAAGCAGCGAGACAAGUGACGCUGUUUUUCUCCCACCCACAUCAGGAGAAGUGGAGCAGCUCUUCUGGGUCACUCUGGAGAAAGGAUUGCCUCUUCAUUUCUCUACGAAGAGUCUGCGUGCGAAGCGAGAGAACGGCAGACCUAUUAUAACUAAUCCGCAUACUCUUGUCAAGGACUGUUCGAACUGCAGCUACCCUGCUCUCUUCGGCAAGAUUACUGACGGAGGUUACCAGGCCGGGCCCAUUGUCAAAACUCUGGACGACAUGGUGCCGUUCCUAAAGAAGAAGUCUGAGCAAGCCAUCAAGAAGGCAAGAGGGUAUCUAAAAGAAGCCUACAUUAUCCGCACAGGAGAGCUACGUAAGAAGUCGAAGUCAUACGAUUCGCACCUGUACAUGGCGCACGUUCUUCGGGGUACGCUCGACUACCUCGACGAGCUCGUGCGGUGGUUGGACCAGGUGGACGCCGACCCGUGGGUUCCAUGGGACGAGCGGCCGAACGCCUCUCGGUAGAGUGACUCCUAGCCUUUGAUGUCCCGCUGUUACGGAACGGUGCGUGGUGCUUGUGCUGCAUGACCUGCGUUACGUUCAGCGAGCUGUGUAACCCAGCAGGACGUCAACGAGCUGGGACGGCCAACAUGCAGGCCGUCACAGCUUGCUGACGUCCUGCAUUGGCCGUGACGGCUCGUUGACGUCCUGCUGGCCGUCACAGUUCGUUGACGUCCUGCUGGCCGUCACAGUUCGUUGACGUCCUGCUGGCCGUCACAGUUCGUUGACGUCCUGCUGGCCGUUACGGCUCGUUGGCGUCCUGCUGGCCUUCACGGCUCGUUGACCGUGACGCAGGUCAUGCAGCACAUCCACACGUACCGUCCUGUUCCAGGGGACCGUGGAGCCACAUCUGGGCCCUCAGUGGGGGGUCGGGAUGUGACACUCGGUGCCUAGCGCGACCUUUCGCCCCAUCCCGUCCGCCGCAUUAGUUGGGUGCCAUCUAGCGAUGGAUAGACGCUCUGACACACACGCCCAUGUCUGCUGUUGGACGGGAGGACGGAGGUGGCAAUCCCACCUCCGUCCUCCUCUCUCGCAGUGUCCAUGUGUUUGUGUGUUGGUCCGUCGGUCCAUCGCCAGAUCGUGCCUAACCACUGCAGCGGACGGGAUGGGGCGAAAGGCCGCGCCGAGCACACACGAGGUGGCACGUGCGAGCCCGAGACUCGGCGCGGCUGGCCGGCCUCGUGUGGUGCCAACUGCGAGGGACCUUUUUCCGGCCUAAAGGGAAGCUGGCGCGCUGAUGACGUAAAUGAGUACGCUGAAAACUGACAAAAUGGAUCAAAUAUCGAAUUGAGCGUACACUGUAACAAAUAUUUGCAAACUUUCGUGUUAUCCUGGAAAAAUCUAGCUUUUAGCUUAGGCCGUGUUGAAUCGGUAUCUCACGAGCCGCGUGUCAAUGUCGAUUCAACACGCCUCGGGUUAUUGAGUUUGGCCAGGAUAACAUGGAACUUAGUGAAUCUUUUUUACAGUGUAUAAUCUAUAUUUAUGAGCCAUAGUCAUUGCUAGAAGUGCGCCAGCCCCUUUGACGUUGGAAAGGGUGACAUCCCUCUCAAAUGCACCAACACCGCAUUGGUAUGAUAGUUCGUAGUUAAGUAGGUGUGUGUGUGUGUGUGUACUGUGUGUGUGUUCGCAUCCAACUGGUCAUUUUCUAUAAAAACGCAUUUAACUGCAUUAGUUAAGACUAGUAGUUCUGUGCUUAGCUCCAAGUUGUGAAUGUUAUGUAGAGCGUUCGAAUCGAAUCUUUGCAUGGUCUGAAGGCCACGCACGCUGAGUACCGCUGGCAUUGCAGCCUAGAUAAGGUUGUGUGUUAGGUGCUUAAUUGGUUGGGUAAUUUGUUCCAAUGUAAACUGGAGUGGUGGUCUUACUAAUUUGUUUCAUAUUCUUGAAAGGACAAACUAUAAACAUCAGGCAAUGGGUAUGGUGUGCAUGUGGUGUGAUUUUUGAAAUACACCCCCGGUGGAAAC